AUGGCUUCCAAACUCUCCUAUAUUUCGAGAAAUUUACAUCAUUUAAUUGAAAAAUAUUCAUCUAUUCCUUAAAAAUUAAUAGAAUAUUCAAUAUUUAAAAGUGUAUACUGUCCAUCGAAGGCCGCCUUCCCCGAGAUAUAUUUGGAGUUCUUCAAUUUAAACUUACAAGAUUGGAAAAUGGAAUUAGGAAUUUCUAUGAUAAAUUAUGAUGAUGAUAAAAGUAGUAAUGUUUAAAUUGCUGCUUGUCUCAACAAUUUGUGUUAAGUAUGUUGA
Molecule: messenger RNA, 273 nt
Organism: Paramecium tetraurelia
Lineage: Eukaryota; Ciliophora; Oligohymenophorea; Peniculida; Parameciidae
Exons: 2
Source: RefSeq, a predicted model, not a curated record